ACAAUCAGCUCCAGCCUUAUGUUAACGCCAGCCUUACAGCGGUCAAUCCGUAAUACAUGCCAAAAACAAGGGCAUCGAGUAAACCAAAUUGCCAGCGAACAAAAUCAGCAAUGGCUUCAAAAUCAGCAAAGACGUGUCCGCCGAGAACAUGAGGCGGACUGAGGAGGCGAAAGCGGCCGGGAGUCGCUAGAGAUCGCUCCGCCUCUGCCUCUUCAAUCUCAAUAAACCUUCCUUUCAAUGGCCUCGAUGUCCCGCGCUUUUCUCACCUCUCCUCUCUCCGAGCUGUCACUGAAGCCCCUCCAGCCGCCACAGCUUCCCCGGACUUCCUUCGCGCACCACCUCCUCAUCCGCCCCUUUCUUCCGGCCGCUCUCACUUCCUCUAGACGGCGCCCGUCAUCUUCUGCUACAAUCAGUUGCCUCGUCUCCGGAGUUGACGGCGGCGGAGUUUCCGACGACUUCGUUUCCACCGCAAAGUCUGGGUUCGGCCGCGAAUUCGACGUGAUCGCCAAUAUGCUCAAGCAGAUUCAGCCUUUGGACACUUCAGUCAUUUCUAAAAGCGUUUCUAGCGCUGCCAAGGACUCUAUGAAGCAGACCAUAUCCACUAUGCUAGGGUUGCUACCAUCGGAUCAGUUCUCCGUAACAGUUCGGGUUUCAAAACACCCUCUCCGGCGCCUAAUUGUAUCCUCCAUAAUUACCGGGUAUACCUUGUGGAAUGUGGAGUAUAGAACAUUGUUGAUGAAGAAUUUUGACAUUUCGUCGAACAGUUCACGAAACUUGAACUUUGAGGAUGGAAACAAGGAGUCUUUGGUAAAUAGUGAAGAAGUUGUUAAUCAGAAAAUACAAAGCAGAGGAGAUGGAUUCGAUGAAAUUUCUCAGACGACCAGCAGUCUCCAAAAUCUUGGGAAUUUGUCUCCUGAAGCUCUGGAAUACAUUCAGCAAUUAGAAACAGAGCUGUUAAAAGUCAAACAGUGCUGCUGCUCUGGAGUGUGUGUACAGAGUAACAGUACUGAUUGCGUAUCCCCUAAACAACGAAAGGCGUCUCAUGUCACUGGCCUAGUUCAGGAACUCAAUGCUCAGAAGCAGGAAAAUUUGAAGAUAGAUGAUGACGAGCGAAGCAACAAUAAUCUGUUAGAUUACUUGCGCUUGUUGGAACCUGACAUGGUGAGUGAAAUUUCUAAGCCAUCGUCAUUUGAAGUGGAGCAAGUAAUUCAUCAACUGGCCGAGAACAUAUUGCAAUUGUUUUUCAAAGAAGAGGUUGAAGGUGAGUGUGAGGCGAGCAUAUUGCUUGAAGUAGACACCUCAAGGGAUUAUUUGGCAAAGCUUCUUUUCUGGUGCAUGCUACUUGGCCAUCACUUGAGAAGCCUGGAAAACAGAUUACAUCUAAGCUGUGUUGUUGGAUUGCUUUGAAAUUUACAAUAAUAUCAAUGAUAAGGAAGAAUUUUAUCCUACCUUUUUAAAUUAGAAAAUGGUUUUAUUAAGUGUCCGUGGGACACAUGAUAAUAGGCAAUUGAUGUGUAUGUUUAUAAUUUUUUAAUGAUAAUGUUAUUGAGAAUAGUAAUAGACAUUUAGUUCUUGAAAAAUGGAACUUGUAUUACUAUUAGAUUUUCCAAUUCCAAAA
Messenger RNA from Cuscuta epithymum, 1618 nucleotides. The record is from the annotation of a GenBank genome assembly. Lineage: Eukaryota; Viridiplantae; Streptophyta; Magnoliopsida; Solanales; Convolvulaceae.